Messenger RNA from Eruca vesicaria subsp. sativa (arugula), 948 nucleotides. NCBI's taxonomy places the organism in Eukaryota, Viridiplantae, Streptophyta, Magnoliopsida, Brassicales, Brassicaceae. The record is from the annotation of a GenBank genome assembly.
AUGUAUUCUUCCUCUUCCUUGACACCGUUUUCUCCUUUGCCGUUGUCUUUGAAAGACGGUGAGUGUAGAGGCUGGGCGGAGCUUCCGUCUGAAUUAACGUCAUCGAUCUUAAGCAGGCUUGACUCGAUUGAUUUAUUAGAGAAUGCUCAGAAAGUGUGUACAUCAUGGUAUCGUGUCUGCAAAGACCCUGAGAUGUGGCGUAAGAUAGACAUGCGUAACUCUGGGGACUUGGGGUUGAACCUCGAGACCAUGUGCCGUCACGCAGUGGAUCGUAGCAAGGGAGGACUGGUUGAGAUUGACAUUUGGCAUUUCGGUACUGAUUCUCUCCUCAACUACAUUGCUGAUAGCGACAGAAACCUGAGAAGCCUUAGACUUGCAAUGUGCUCUCCAAUAACAACUGAUGGACUUACGGAAGCAAUUCUGAAACUUCCAUUGCUUGAAGAACUCGAGGUCUCAUACUGCUCUUUGUCCGGAGAAUCUCUGAAAGUUGUAGGAAAGUCUCUUCCUAAUCUGAAGACGCUGAAGCUAAACCGCAUUGGAUUCAUGCGUCCUAGUUACGAGAGUGAUGUUGAUGCCUUAGCUAUAGCUGAAACGAUGCAUGGACUUCGCUUCCUUCAGCUUUUUGGAAACAUAUUAACAAAUGUUGGCUUAAACGUCAUUCUUGAUAAUUGUCCUGACCUGGAACAUCUUGAUUUACGUCAUUGUUUCAACGUUUACAAUGUAGUAGAUCUGGUGAUGGGAUGUUCGGAGAGGAUCAAAGUUUUAAAACUACCUUAUGACUUGAUUGAUGAUUACCCAUAUGCUGGGAAUUUUUACGACAUUGAUUCAUCUGAAGAUGAUAGCCCAUGGGCUCUCAUGGCUGCUGAUUCUUACUACCAUAGCUUUGCAGGUACAUACGGUCUAUUUGAGGACGGUCUGUUUGAGAUGAAGCACAACGAAGGACACUGA